CUGAGGUUUUCUAUGGGAUUCCCAAAGUGCUGCAGAGAUUUACCGGAGCGUGCGGCGGCAGCGGCGGGACAGACACGGCGGCAUUCGAGAGGGAUUUUAGCCACCCAGAGCUCUGGAGAAAAAGAGCGCAAACGAGCCACCCAGAGACGGCUUAACCGUUUAUUCGAAUUAAAUAUAUAUAUACAUAUAUAUAUUUAAGAGGAAAAACAGAUCUUGAGUUUUAUCCUUUGCUUUAAAGUGACCGUGCGCAGCGCUCUAACUGCAGCAUGGGGAAACAGAACAGCAAACUGGCCCCUGAAGUGAUGGAGGACCUGGUGAAAAGCACCGAGUUCAACGAGCACGAGCUCAAGCAGUGGUACAAAGGCUUUCUCAAGGACUGUCCGAGUGGGCGGCUGAACCUCGAGGAAUUCCAACAGCUCUACGUGAAGUUCUUCCCGUACGGCGACGCCUCCAAGUUUGCCCAGCACGCGUUCCGGACCUUCGACAAGAACGGCGACGGCACCAUCGACUUCCGAGAGUUCAUCUGCGCCCUGUCCAUCACCUCCCGGGGCAGCUUCGAGCAGAAGCUGAACUGGGCCUUCAACAUGUACGACCUGGACGGCGACGGCAAGAUCACACGUGUGGAGAUGCUGGAGAUCAUCGAGGCCAUCUACAAGAUGGUGGGGACAGUCAUCAUGAUGAAAAUGAACGAGGACGGGCUCACCCCCGAACAGCGAGUGGACAAGAUUUUCAGCAAGAUGGAUAAGAACAAAGACGACCAGAUCACACUGGAUGAAUUCAAGGAAGCUGCAAAGAGCGACCCUUCCAUUGUAUUACUUCUGCAGUGUGACAUUCAGAAAUGAGCUGAGGUCAAUACCAUGGACUACACAAAAAGUCUCUAUGUUCCAUUCAGUCUGCAGCUAUUCACACACACACACACACACACACACACUAUGCUUGGACUACCUAUAAAUGGACUUGCUUCUUGUGUUUGAAACACUUGUGUGCAUGAGAAUGUCAUUUGCUAAUGAAUUUUAAAAGCAUAUGUUAUAAAACAAAAAAACCUGCCACAAUGUGAUAUGUGUAAUAUCAUUUCAUUAAAAAACAAAACAAAACAGACCCUCUUUCUCCAAAUCCUGGGCAGAAUAUGUGCUGCAAAAAGUUUUCUGAUUUCUUGUUCAUGUUUUGCUAAUGCUCGUGUCUCCUUGAUUACAUACUGUUCGUGGGCCCCAAGCCUCCCACAGUCAUGUAACUUCUCAGCUGUGUCCCCAUGCUCCUGUACAACAGUGCUAAGCACACAGGCAGAGGGGCCCUUGCCUCCUGGGUCUGGUCUACACCCGAGAGCUUGUAUUAUCUGUGACUAGAAAUGUACAUUUGCAUGCCUUUUAGGUUUGCCUUAAUUCUUACCUCAUUUGCAUCCUAUCAAUCUGGAAAGAGCUGUGUUGGAUGAAUACAGUAUAAAACCUUAAAACCCUGCUAAAAUGACUAAUUAAAUCUAUCUAUCAAUACAUAUAUACAAAGAUAUUAUUUAUUGGAAGUGGGAAAAAAGUAAGAUGAUGAUGUAUUGAUUUCUGUUUGAAUUUUCAGAGGCUCCCAAAGAGGCUGUAAUAUAUAUCUCAAAUAAAUUUAUAACAUUUGACAUCC
Messenger RNA from Echinops telfairi (small Madagascar hedgehog), 1623 nucleotides. It is a transcript of the gene VSNL1, whose product is annotated as visinin like 1. Gene Ontology annotation, molecular function: calcium ion binding. The coding region runs from base 267 to 842 and encodes 191 amino acids. The transcript is spliced from 4 exons. The record is from RefSeq and is a predicted model, not a curated record. NCBI's taxonomy places the organism in Eukaryota, Metazoa, Chordata, Mammalia, Afrosoricida, Tenrecidae.